This is a messenger RNA of Zonotrichia albicollis (white-throated sparrow), 3623 nucleotides long. Lineage: Eukaryota; Metazoa; Chordata; Aves; Passeriformes; Passerellidae. The record is from RefSeq and is a predicted model, not a curated record.
CUCGGCCUCUUUCACCGUGGAGAGCGGCGCAACGGUCAGGUAGAGUUCGCUUCACUUUUACCCUUUUACUAGUUUUUACCCUUUAAGCUCUUUGUUUUGCUGUGGCGCGUGGUCGUGCUGGCCGCGCUGCGGUGUCAGCGGAUGCCCGCUCUAUCCCCGUUUUACCGCUAAACUACGCUGUGAGUUGCACGUGGCGGUGGGUGCUGCGGAGUCGCCCCGCACCGCCUCAGCCGCCGCUCAGAGACAUUUCCUUUUCCUACAGGUUCCACCAAAGCCUGUUUAAGCUUGGUUUGCCCAUUUCGCUCUAACGUGAGUAUCUUUCACGUGUCCCCGCCGCGUGGUCGGCGGAGCUGGGAUGCGCGGGGGCCUGGGGCAGGCAAGGUGAUUAUAAAUGUUUAUAGCCAAGGUCCAACGUGGAUAUCCGGAGAAGUCGCUCUCUCUCGGCUCUGUCCGUGUGGCGCGUGGGAGCGCAGGCCUUUGGGCCCGUGACGUAUAGUCCCUUUCCACGACGUUGGAGAGCAAGCCGGGCCCCGAGCCUGCAGCCUGCAUAUUCCUACUGCUUCUCUGAGCCCUUGGGCCGUGACAGAGGAGACAAACCAUGCAGGAAACACUGACACGCUGGGUGGGACGGGGAACACGUGCCGAGCUGGGAGGGGGAGACAUUAAAGCACAACCUCCUGAGCAAAUCCUUAAAUUCCUUUUUUUUCUUCAUUUCCAGAACCGAAAUUAAAAAAAGUUUGAGUGAAACAAGAUUUUUAAAGGUAAUUGCGUUAAAAAUGUAAUAUUAUGCCUAUUUCAAAGAUGUUUCUAGAAUAAUGGGUCGGUUUAGUGAUAAAAUUUAAAACGUAAGUCCUGUUUAGAGGCUCCUAGCUUUGACGAUUGUGUUGGAUUUUGGAUAGACGAGGGAGAAAAAGGCCACAAGUCUUAGCAGACAGAAAAAAACACUGCAGAUCGUUGGACACAAAAAAAAAGCAGGAAAAAAUACCUUUUUUUUUUUUUAUAAAUAUUGCAGAAUCUGCUGGGGCGAAGUGACAAAGAAAAUCCGCCUUUAGUGGGAAAGGAUUCCACGAUGCCGGGAAAACGCAGAGUGCAGAUCCUGGUCCCAGAAGAAGUGUCUUCUGAGAUGAAAAAGGUUAAAGAUUCCAAGAUGCCAGCAAAACGCAGAAUGAAGAUCCUGGUGCCAGAAGAAGAUUCUACUGAGACAAAAAAGGUUAAAGUCUGCCACCCAUCACAUCGCUCACAGCCUGGGCUGGUGCUGACACUGGGCCAGGGUAAUGUUGGGCAGCUGGGUCUGGGUGAAGACAUCAUGGAGAGGAAGAAGCCAGCUCUGGUCACGCUGCCGGAGAUGGUGGUGCAGGUGGAAGCUGGAGGGAUGCACACGGUGUGCCUCAGCCAGACUGGAAAGAUCUACACCUUUGGCUGCAAUGAUGAAGGUGCCCUGGGACGCGACACCUCGGCUGAAGGGUCUGAGAGCUCUCCAGGGCUGGUGGAGCUGCAGGAGAAGGUGGUGCAGGUGUCGGCGGGGGACAGCCACACGGCCGCGCUGACUGAGGAUGGCAGGGUCUUUGUCUGGGGCUCCUUCCGGGAUAACAAUGGAGUGAUCGGCUUGCUGGAGCCCUUGAAGACAAGCUCCAGUCCUGUGCUGCUCCAGCUCAAUACCCCUGUUGUUAAAAUAGUGUCAGGAAAUGACCACUUGGUGAUGCUGACAGUGGAUGGCGACCUGUUCACGUGUGGCUGUGGUGAACAGGGCCAGCUGGGCAGAGUGCCAGCACUCUUUGCCACCCGAGGAGGACGGCGAGGACUGGAACGGAUGCUGGUCCCCCAGCUUGUCCCUGUCAGAGGCAGAGGGAGAAGAAGCAAAAUGCGCUUCCAGGACGCUUUCUGCGGGGCGUAUUUCACCUUCGCCGUCACGCGUGAGGGACACAUCUAUGGAUUUGGCCUCUCCAACUACCACCAGCUGGGGACCCAGGACACCGAGCCCUGCUUCUCCCCGCAGAACCUCACGUCCUUCAAGAACUCCACCAAGUCUUGGGUUGGGUUCUCUGGUGGGCAGCACCACACGGUCUGCGUUGACUCUGAGGGUAAAGCCUACAGCCUGGGCAGGGCAGAGUAUGGCCGACUGGGCCUUGGGACAGGGGCAGAGGAGAAGAGUGCACCCACCGUUAUCCCGGAGCUCCCCAGUAUCAUCUCGGUGGCCUGUGGAGCGUCAGUUGGCUAUGCUGUCAGCAGUGAUGGACGAGCGUUUGCGUGGGGAAUGGGCACUAACUACCAGCUGGGCACUGGAGAGGAGGAUGAUGUCUGGAGCCCCGUGGAGAUGACGGGGAAGCAGCUGGAGAACCGGCGGGUGCUGGCCGUGUCCAGCGGUGGGCAGCACACGGUGCUGCUGGUCAGUGACAAGGAGCAGAGCUGAUGAAGCGACACCGCAGCCAGACCCAGCGGAAUCACAGCACCCCCAGACCCCCCACAACUUCUGCCUGGGUUGGGGAGCCGAUUACUUGGGGAGGGCAGGAGGCUCAUGGAGCUCGGCCCAGCAGUGCCUGUGUGGCUGGAACAGGGUGCCCGUGGGUUCUCUCUGCAAGCGUUUGUCUGUUUUCCUGUGGUGCCCAGUGCUCUGUCAGCUCCCCGGGUCAGCUUGGUCCUAAACUGAUCCCAGUUCUGUGCCUGGAUGGAUUUACACUUCUUCUCGUCUUUUUUUUUUUUUUUUUUUUAACAUUUCCUGGCCCAGCAAAGCUGAGGGUUUUGUUCUUUACUCUGCAAUCAGGUUUGGGUAAUAGUCUCCCUGAGGUCCCCAUGUCCCCCACAUCUGGAUGCUCUUCCAGCCCCUUCACCUAAAUCACCUCUGGAUUUGUCUGCUGCCACCCCCCAAACCCCUCUGAGCCUGUUCCGGGUGGAUCUGAGUCCAGCAGGAAUGUGCCCAGGAAGCUCUGUCCUCUAAUCCAGAGCUUGUGACUGCUGUGGGGAAAUUCUGCCUGGUGAGGGAGAAUGCUGUUGGAUGAUGCCUAGCACAGUGUGACCGCUGGAGGCUCCUGCCUCCCUCAAGCUGAGCCCUCCCUCAAGCUGAGCCCCUGCCUGGCAGUCAGGCCAGGAGCAGAUUCCCCACUCCCCAUGGCCUGGAGCAGCUGCCUCAUGCUACUGUUCCCAGUCCUGGCCACUCCCUCUUUGCCAUUGCCUUUGGAAACCCAACCAAAUCCAUCCCACCGGUGGGAACACUGUUACUUUAAUUUUUUCUCUUUCACUUGUUAAGGAAGGAGGUUCAUUUGCUGUUAGGGCCUGGAUGAGCAGACACCCAGACCGUAGCUAUGCACGGAGUUGCUGGAAACAACAGCACUCCUCCUUCCCGUUGCCUCCCUGAUCCAACUGGUCUUGAUUCCUGUGCCCAGCCUGCUCCAUCCUCUCCUUACAGGAGGUACCUUCCAGGUGCCUGGAGUGAGGAGGGCUCUGCAAAAAGUUAAUUGUAGCAAUAGGAGGGGGGGUUGUGGCUGGGGAAGGGUGUCUGGGGUUAUACAAUGGUUCCAAAGGGGUUGGAUUUUUUUAAAAAAGAAAAUGUAUUUUGGUUGAUUAAUCAAGGCAGAAAGGACAAAAAAAAAAUCUUUUAAAUUUGGAAUAAACUGAGUUUUGAUAAA